AUGAGAAGACCGCCCCCACGUGCUCCGGGUUGGGAAUGGAAUGCGACUGAAGGGGAGCAGGACAGGAGUCCAACUGCGCUUGCACAUCAUUCCUUCAUGCAAGUCCAUCCAGCCAUGAUGAGCGAGGAAACCUCUCACCAUGCGAUGGAGGGUUCCAUGAACUGCAACCCACCAUUCUUCCCUCCCCCCUUCUCACAGCAGUUCCACACCGCGGCGUUCUUUCCUUUUGGCUCUCCGUCCAUUGCAGCCCCGCAGCCUCAUCCUUCUCUUCCUAUUGAUCACCCCCAUGGAGUUUUCUUCUAUCCUCCUCUUCUUCCUCAUCCUCAUCCCACAGCUGCGCAGAUCGUCUUUCAUGGAGCACCGAACCCGCUUCACCCUCAUCCUCUCAUGCCUCCUGCGAUGCAGGAAACGCACUCCAGCCUGCCAGAGCAGCACAUGCCAUUCCCCGUGCACAACCGACUGUGUCAUCCUUAUGGCAGCAGCUUCUAUGAUCCAGUGAGCGGGACAGGAUCGUCGACGAGCCUAGAGCCAAACCGCGACCUGCUAAGAAACGAAGAGAAGCAGGACCACGGGCCCUCUCCACAACAGGUAAGGACAUCAGUCCUCCAAACGAUGGACGAGCAGGGAGAUGGAAGCAGGAGCACGAAGAAGAGAAUCUUGACAAGGAAACCGGAGAGUCCCGAUCGGAAACCCUCCAAUAGACCGGAGGAGAGGCGAGAGGUCGGACUGAGGAAGGGAUUUCCUCAAGCAGCGGAUGCUCUGGAUGUCAACAGGAGGCCCCUGAUCAACAAUGAAGCAAAGAGGAAGAAGCGGGAGGUCCCGACGAAGCAGCGGAGCGGUCCUCGACCCGGCAACGUUGACGUGCAGUACGACGACCAUCUGCCUGAGGACGCGGUGGAGCAGCUGGAGAGGCUGCUGGACGAGGUGGUGAGAGCUGACAGGGACAUGGAGAACCUCUCGCAGGAGCUCCGCGGACUGAAUCUCUCCAUGGACGGGGAGAGCUGGAGGAGGACGGACGACGAGACUUCCCUGCUCGAGAGCGGGGAGGAGCGGCUGCUGGCCCUCGACCUCAGCCCUGACUCUCCGAUCUUCUCCUUGGACCAAGGGGCUACCCACACAUGCCACACGCUCAAGACGCACGAGAUGCAGGGCGACAGGAGCUUCAACCUCGACGUCUCCGCUGAGUCUGCGUACGCCAGGGAGGUCGAGGAGGGAAGAGGUGACGGUGGUCAGGACAGUUUGGAAGAGGGUGUGAGCUUACAGGAAGCCCCGGACCCGGAGGCAGACGCGAGCAUGAGAAGAACCCUCCACCGAUCGCACAGCGACACCGAUGCGCUCACGUCCCCUUCUCACACGGAAAGCAGCCGGAAACGAGAGCUGAAGAAAUCUCGAGCUAGCAAGCGAAGCAUGGUGCCCGAGAGCCCCAGGAGCGUAGGGGAUCCGCUGCUAGAGAGCGAGCAAGACCUUCUCCUCGAGUGCUCCACCAUCCUCUCAUACGAGAUGGACAAGCUGAACAGAAGUGGAUUCGUGCGAUACAACGGAUUCUUCCCAUCGAAGAUCAAGAAGCUGGAGAGGAUCCUCAAUGCUCUGACGCAGGAGGACGACGAUCUUAACGCCCUUCACAUGGAGCUCCGCAGCACCUUGUACGAGGAGUCUGAAACCGUGAGGGCAAGUACCCCAUGA
Messenger RNA from Guillardia theta CCMP2712, 1683 nucleotides. RefSeq lists its product as hypothetical. The record is from RefSeq and is a predicted model, not a curated record. The transcript has 3 exons. The coding region runs from base 1 to 1683 and encodes 560 amino acids. NCBI's taxonomy places the organism in Eukaryota, Cryptophyceae, Pyrenomonadales, Geminigeraceae.